CGCGGCCGCCGCGCGCUGGCUGACAGCUUUUUAUUAAAUCUAUGCGGGUUCCACUGACACACACCAUACAACGAUACACACUUACCUACAGUCAAUAUGGACAACAUUUAUGACGAACAGAAGCGAAAACCUCGCAAAAUAUAUAAACUUAAAGAGACAAAUCAUAUGUCGGAAAUGAUGCGUGAAAAUAGAAAGUAUUGGGCAGGUGUGUUUCAUGAGCUGGACACGUACACUGAAUCUGCGUUAGAUAAAAGUAAGCUUCUAGCAAAAGUACUACCACCAGAUACUUAUGAGAGGGUUUGCGAAACUCUAAAAAUACCAAAGACAACCAUUGAAGAGGAGGAACCGAAACCAAUUAAAGUAAGGCUUCCUCGGCGACGCGUGAAGGAGCCACAGAUAUCUCCGAAGAAGUGUCUCCAUGUAGACAGGGAGUUGGAUUCCGAUACCGACGUCGAAUUCUACCCAAGCGAUGAAGAAGAUAAACCGAACAUCUACCAAGAGUUACUGAGUAAACCUGUGCGUGAACAAAUAACGUGGGCGACGCGCUACUUGAAACCCGAGAAGGAAGAAGAAAAGAGCCUCGUUAAGAAGGCUGAUGAUCUCACUGACAGGAUUGCAAACGAGUUCUGUGAAUACAUGAAACAAUUAGGAGGGGAUCAACAGUCCAAAUUGUUUACACCGAAAGCUAUAAAGGAAUUGUUUCAAAUAGAGUUCGAUACACACGUCGCGAGAAGUCUCCGAGUAGUGCCAAGAGAACUGCCGUGUGUCGACGAUAAAAUAGCAACCGUUACCGGCAAUCCACAGCUAUCAAGAUAUUCGACCUUGCAACGUGAAAUUACAAAAGACAUCCGGGCAGAGCGGCGUCCCACAGAAAUUACAGCCUUCAACCAGAGCCUGCCGAUGUUCGACCAGUACCACGGGCCGCGGAACCAUACCAAGAAACUGUGGCGGUCUGCGCGCCACGUGCCUAAAGACCUGGUCACACUCAAGACUGUAUGGGAAGGGAUUACAAACCUUAGGAGUGUCAAGGAAUACUGUCGCUGGAUGAUUGAGCACCCUGAACACAGGCGCCCGCCCUACUUAAACAGCCUCGGUCUAUUCGACCCUGCUGUCCUGGACGCAAGGCUCACUUUCGAGGCGGAGUACCAAAUAACCCCUCCAGUCGGAUCUCCCCGCGACACGCCAGCGCCAGCGCAAAUCGAAAAUAUUCAUAGAAAACUCUCCGAGUUGGCUGAUCUUUAGAGAUUUUGUUUUUUGGAAG
Trichoplusia ni (cabbage looper) is the source of this 1261-nucleotide messenger RNA. RefSeq lists its product as uncharacterized. The transcript is spliced from 8 exons. Bases 97 to 1242 code for a protein of 381 amino acids. Lineage: Eukaryota; Metazoa; Arthropoda; Insecta; Lepidoptera; Noctuidae. The record is from RefSeq and is a predicted model, not a curated record.